AGAAAAAAAGGACGUUCAGGGGUUUGAACUUUGGACCUUAUACAGAAGGCGCGUCGGGUCACGGACAAUGUCACAGUCACGGUGUUACGCGACGCGACGUGAUGCUCACUGAUUGUUGACUGGAAUCUCAGCUGCUACUUCAAGCUUAAGCUUGACGUACAUGUCUACGACUUUAUAUUCCAUCACCGCCGACGUGGACGAUGACAAUGUACCAGCUACCUCUACGAGUGCUUUACACGGUCAACAGCUCUCCUCAAUAUAUCCUCGCCCGGUCCCCGUCUUCUGUGCAGGUUACCCUUUGCCCAUCCCCAUCUGUGGCAAAUGCGCAGUACGCAUUGGCACCUCUUAAAGCAUGCCUCAAUGCUAUCUGUAACUCAAGCCCAGAGCUUCUUUUGGACAAUUCCAGGGACUUUUCCAUUUACGUACUGGACCCAUUGGAGUCGCAGACUAUGCCCGCCCCUGUAAACUUCUCCCAAUCGAACGUGGCACCCGUUUCAAUGCCGCAAGCAGUCCAACCACGAGGGGUGGCCGUAGCACUGGGGCUGAUGUCAUGGGCACUCACAGCGGACGAAUCAGACAGUGUAACAGUUACUGGCACGAUCACAACUCUGGGCACGGGUCUUGAUGCCCUCGAAGUGGUCUUUGCUCUCCGAGAGACUAAACACAUUCAGAAAUCCCACCUCUCUGAUGCCCUGAAAUCUUGGAGCCAACCACCCAAGACAUCACAGCCAAAUAAAUUAAUUGCACCUGCCAAACCCACCAUCUCAGAAACCCCACCCUCGUCACAAGAACCAGUCAAACCUCUCACCAGAUCCGCUGAUUUUCCUGAGGUGUAUAUCGGACCUCCGAGGCGUGCGCGGGGCCGCCCUGAGGGGCCCAACAAGAAAGCAAAGCAGACGAAGUCACGAAAACCUCCUGUGAGGCCGGCAGCACCACCAUUUAUAUGUGCUCCGCUUGUACGGCCACAACAACAACAGCCCGCAGCAUCCCCUGCUCCUGCGACUGCUCCUUUACUUACAUUACUGUCUGCGCUGUCCGGAGGGAGAGACAACACGGCUCUUCUGGCUGCUCUUUCCACGGUGGAUUCGACACCACCAGGGUCAGAGCCAAGCCCAGCGCUACUCAACGCCCUGAGGGAUUUGCUGGCAGCCCAAAGUCAGACUCAGCAGCCUUCACACGCACUGCAGCCUGUAUCCCGGAAUAGUCAAGAUGAUGAUAUUGUUAUAUUGGAAAAGGAACACAUUGAUCCGACCGCAUUCCGACGACGUAUCGAAAGGGAAGACUCAAGCAAAUCUGCCCCCACCACUGCAGAUGAGUCAGAAAUGACCCCUCAGCGCCAGCGUCGGGCCCGUAUUCCAUCGGGCGGAAAAGAGAAUACAUAUUCGUCCCCCGUGACCCGCAAGCGCAGGCUCAGUGACUUCAUGGCAGAACAAGAAAAAGACGAAGCACGGAGGAGACGCACACACUCUCGGUCAGAAUCCGGGCGAACAGAAGUACCUCAACCAGCGGUUCCUCCAGGUUAUCUCCGCUCCGUUCGCUUAGAUUUUGACCCGAGUUUACCAUCUUCGAUGUUUCGCUCUGCAUCUCAAUCCCAAGCCUCCUUCGCCAUACCACCACAGGCGCAGGAACCUGUAAAGCCCGUCAAGAAUUUCGUUGUGCCAGAGUGGGCGCGUACGAGCACCGCUACCCAGCCCAAGCUCUCGAAGGAGGUCGAAGAACGCAUUGCACUCGUGGAGCAGGAGAAGAAGCAAAAACGUGCUGCACGGCGAAUGCAGAAACCAGGAUCUUGGCAACAAGGCGUCAGAACAACGACUGAAUUGUUUUCGGAGGAGGGAAACAUUUCGAGUGCAAUGGUACAUGAACCUAUCAAAGAGACGACCAUGCCGCGUCCGCAGAGUGCUCUUUCGCUCUCCUUGCCUGUAUUUGCAUCCGACACUAUAUCAUCUCCCCUCUCGCCUUCCUCCCCUGUGUCUGAGACACCUCCGAUGCCCAGUACACCUCCACGGAAGACAUCAGUCUUGCGUGCCACACCACGAAGCCUUGAACCUGAUGGUACCUCUCCACUGUUCAGCCCGACACCCAAGUCGCUCUGGGGGAGCACUAGAAAGACACCGCUCUUUUCCCCCCAGCCCCGCACACCUUCCCGCAAGGGCAAGAAGCCUGUCUUCUCUCCCAUCUACUUCCGUACACCAUCCACGACAACAUCUCCUUUGCUACUCGGACUCAAAUCGCGCUCAUCCCUUGAAUGGACCAACAAGUCUGUCGAGCAACCUGUCGACCGCGAAGAAGAAGACCUGCUUGACAAAGAAUUGGACGAGGCGCUUCAAGGGAUGGAAGUCCCAGAGGUCAAGCAGCAGGACACGGCGGACGGACCCGAAGCCGACGACAGCACAGUGUUACCUCCAUCUCCUCUUCCUCCCUCUUCUCCGCUCCCGCCUACAAGUCCAUUCCUACUUCCCUCGACUGACGAUGUAAUGGAAGAAUUCAUGGACAGCGACGCGUUCUUCAGCGAUUCGGAUGGGGCAUUAGGGGACGCGAGCGAGCUUCCGCCGUCCUCGAUGUCGGAUUGGUUUUCUUCGGAUGAUGAUGGUGGAGGGGACAUGGAUGGAAUGCUGAUCUUGGAUGAGUCUUCUGGUCUGGAACUUGCAGAUGCUUUUGCACCGAAUGCGUUUGCUGAUAUGGACUUUACGGAGUUUUGGGAGUCGCUCAAGCCUCUCCUUCAGGCAAGCGAAAACGGGGAGGGGGAUACGACUGUCAGCAUGGAAUCAGGAGCUAGCGUGGAGGGUGUCGAUGUAGACCAUGCAAAGCUUGCUCAGGAGGUACAGGUACUUUUUAGUGGGUGCCUAAUGUGAAGUGAUGUAUGUUAUGGACGCAUACUAAGUACUUAGUGGUACGAACAUAGCAUAAUGCGAUAAAUAUCGGGGAAUUUAAUCAGGUCGAAG
Suillus paluster is the source of this 2942-nucleotide messenger RNA. RefSeq lists its product as uncharacterized. The coding region runs from base 201 to 2852 and encodes 883 amino acids. The transcript has 5 exons. NCBI's taxonomy places the organism in Eukaryota, Fungi, Basidiomycota, Agaricomycetes, Boletales, Suillaceae. The record is from RefSeq and is a predicted model, not a curated record.